This is a messenger RNA of Eremomyces bilateralis CBS 781.70, 1600 nucleotides long. RefSeq lists its product as uncharacterized. The transcript is spliced from 2 exons. NCBI's taxonomy places the organism in Eukaryota, Fungi, Ascomycota, Dothideomycetes, Eremomycetales, Eremomycetaceae. The coding region runs from base 101 to 1414 and encodes 437 amino acids. The record is from RefSeq and is a predicted model, not a curated record.
CCUUCAAACACCAUAUAUUUGUGAUUCACACUAUGGAUUGAAUGGAGUUUGGAUAACGGGGUUUGGACCCUGUAGAGAACUUCAUGAAAAUAGCGGCACAAUGGCGGAUGCGAACGAGAGCGAUGACUAUGUCACGGAGUUGUUGAAGAAGGAUGCGAAGGAGAGCUCGUCACAAUAUCGAAGUUUGGGAAUCGGCGCAUUCUUGCCCAAGCGGCCGACGACUCAAGCGCCUAAGCCGAACACUCGAUUCUUGAAACACAUCCUACGAGAAACCGACUCCCACAAUGCUGCGCUCCUCGCCAAAGAAGCCGGAGAGUCGAGAGCCAGAUUAAGAGCAAUGCAGAGAGGCACAGCUGGCCGUGGUAGAGAAAAAAAGGUGGCUGAGUCGGGCAGACCCGAUCGUACAAGUGACAGAGGUCGCAAAAGGCGAUAUGACGACGACGAUCCGAUAGAGCCAAAGCGAACGAAAGUCCGGUCUGACGAGCGCGAGGGAAAGCGACCCCACAGAUAUCAUCGGCAUAGAAGUUCAUCACGUAGCGACGAGUCACGGUCGAGAUCGCGAACCCGAGAAGAUACGCGCCACCGGAGACGACAUCGACGCAGAAGCCCGACCUGCAGCGAAGAGUCCAAGACUCGGUCGCGAAGCCCGGAUGGAAGAAGACGCCGGCACGCCGCAACGGAUGAUGAUAAGCCUCGGCACCGCAGUUCAAGAGAGCACAAAGGCCGUCGAAAUCGGUCCAGAUCUCCAGACCGAAGAGACCAUUCCGAACGGGCUCGAUCACGGAGCCCGAAGCACGGGUCGAGUCGCCGGCAUCGUGAUAAACGGUCACGGAGUCGCUCUCGAACCCGAUCGGGGUCAAGGACACGUGUACCGAGGAAGGAAUCACGUAGGAGCAGUCGGCGCGAGUAUGGAGAGGGAUAUGACGAGAAACGGCGACGCAAGCGGGUUGGAGAGGAUGUGAACCAUCACCGAUCUCCCAGUGCCGGCAGAGCUGCUGAAUCCGAUCCAUUGGAAGAUAUCGUCGGUCCGCUCCUCCCGCCUCCCGAACCGAAAGUCCGAACCCGGGGGCGCGGCAAAAUCUCCUCCUCCGCCAUGGACGCGCACUUUGACGCGAACUACGAUCCGUCAGCCGACGUGCAACCGGAUUCUGACGUCGCGGAGGAAUGGGACCAGGCGGUCGAGGCGUUCCGAGACCGGCAGAAAUGGAAGCAGCAGGGUGCGGACCGGUUGCGAGAGGCGGGGUUCACGGAGGAUGAGGUUAAGAAGUGGGAGAAGGGUGGGGAGAAGACGGAGGAGGAUGUGCGCUGGGCGAAGCAGGGGGAAGGACGAGAAUGGGAUCGGGGGAAAGUGGUUAGUGUGGAUGGACAGCAUAUUGAACAGAAGGCGGAAUGGGGGCGGCUGAAGGGCACAUGAUAUUCUAGAUCGUGUGCAUGUAACGACAAAGUCAUGAUGCUGCCAGUCCGACGCAUAAUAUCGGACCAUGCUGCUACAAAUCCUUCCUCAUUGCAACCCGCGACCACUUAUUGAUACGGUCAUUCUCCUUUUCCGCAUCCAAAUGGUCACUGACUGUUCCAUGUUCCGGCCGUUUCAGUUGCUCCG